Molecule: messenger RNA, 2730 nt
Organism: Acinonyx jubatus (cheetah)
Lineage: Eukaryota; Metazoa; Chordata; Mammalia; Carnivora; Felidae
Gene: VSIG2
Product: V-set and immunoglobulin domain containing 2
Exons: 7
Coding region: 780-1766 (328 amino acids)
Source: RefSeq, a predicted model, not a curated record
CUUAAGGGGUGGGAAGAGUCACCUGACUUAUGCCUCUUUCUCCCAGACCACUGAGUCCUUAACAAACACAUCUCCUUGCCCAGCCAACAGUGACCCCCCGGUAGUGGGGGAAAGCUGGACAUGGUACAGGCAGGUGCCCCAAUUCUGCCACACCCUUUCCUAUCAAGAGUGGGGUCUCUCCUCCAAGACUUCUUUGCCCCUGAAAUGGAGUGGCUCUGGGAGUGGGGAUGUGGCUCUAGUUUCCACGGAGACUUCUACCUCACAGCAAGUGGUGAUACAGAUGCCAAAGAAGGGAUCUCAGAGAAAAGAAGAAGGGCUUGGAAGGAAUAGUCAUCUCUGAAGGGAUCAGAAAGGGUCUUCUGUUCUGCCCAGGUCUCAUGCUUGGGGUGAGGCCCCAAAGUGGUGAUGUCGUUUGUUAUCAGAAUGCCCCCCUCUUCUUCCAGGGUGACCAUUUGCCUACACAGAGCUCCAGUUCCAACCCCUUCCCCUUGGGUGCCCACCCAAGCCCAGCCCUUGUCCCAGAGCCUGACAGCUUCAUUAGUUGGGGGGAAAGAGGACAGAAAAAGGGAGCAGGGCUAGAAUGAUUCCAGUAUUGGGCCUAGAGGAGGGAGGAGCAUUUCUUUACCUGAGGGCACAGGCCUCUCCCCUUGUUUGCUCUGAGAUAGCCAGUCUCGCUCCUGCCCAGCUCGAGGAGGCAGCCCUGUGGGUGCCGCCCUCCCUCCCCACCAGACCCAGACGCCCAGACCAACCCAUAGACGGCUGGACGGCAGGACUCGGCCAUGGCCCAGCUUUCUGGGCUGUUGCUCUGUGGGGCCCUGCUGGGCUUCGCUUGCCUGGACCCCGGGGUAGCCGUGGAGGUGAAGGUGCCCGCCGAGCCCCUGAGCACCCCCGUGGGCAAGACCGCCGAGCUGACCUGCAGCUACAGCACGUCGGUGGGAGACAGCUUCGCCCUGGAGUGGAGCUUUGUGCCGCCGGGGAAGCCCCUCUCUGCGUCCCAUCCCAUCCUGUACUUCACCAAUGGCCAUCUGUAUCCAACUGGUUCUCAGGCAAAGAGGGCCAGCCUGCUUCAGAACCCCCCCACAGGAGGGGUAGCCACCCUGAAACUGACUGAUGUCCACCCCUCGGAUACUGGAACCUACCUCUGCCAAGUUAAUAACCCACCAGAUUUCUACACAAAUGGGUUGGGGCUAAUCAACCUUACUGUGCUGGUGCCUCCCAGUAGUCCCUUGUGCAGUAAGAGUGGUCAGACCUCUGUGGGGGGCUCUGCUGCACUGAAAUGCAGUUCUUCCCAGGGAGCCCCCAGGCCAGUGUACAACUGGGUACGCCUUGGAUCUUCCCCUACACCUUCUCUUGGCAGCAUGGUGCAAGAUGAGGUGUCUGGCCAACUCAUUCUCACCAAUCUCUCCCUGACCUAUUCGGGCACCUACCGCUGUGUGGCCACCAACCAGAUGGGCAGUGCAUCCUGUGAGCUGACCCUCUCUGUGACUGACCCAUCCAAAGGCCGAGUGGCUGGGGCUCUGAUUGGGGUGCUCCUGGGCGUGCUGUUGUUGUCAGUUGCUGCAUUCUGCCUGAUAAGGUUCCAGAAAGACAGGAGGAAGAGGCCCAAGGAGACAUAUGGGGGCAGUGACAUUCGGGAGGAUGCCAUUGCUCCUGGGAUUUCUGAGCAAACUUCUGUGAGACCAGAUUCUAGCAAAGGGCUCCUGCAGAGACCCCCCUCUUCCAGCAGUGUGACGACCACCAAGUCCAAGCUCCCUAUGGUUGUCUGAUUUCUCCCCCUGUCCUUGAAGGGGAAUAUCAAGAAUUAAAGCCUUUGGGUAUCAUAUGGUCUCCCUCUUCUUUCUGCCGGCAUAGCAAAUUCCUUUUCACCAAUAGGAGACGGAAUGGGUUGGGAGUCCUAGAGGUGAUGCUGUAGGUGGGAAGUUUGGCUCCAAGGGAGUAGGUUUUAACAGAGGUCCUCUUCCCCUUUGCUCACCUCCACUUUUUGGUUUGAUCAAGUGAAAUUUGCCCAAGCUUCAGGUGGUGGCCUUGUGCACCCAAACUCCCUCCCCUCUGGCACCCUCUGAAUACUUGGACAUUCCUCUUUAUUGUUCACAUUCCAACCCAGCACGGUCACAUGCACACACGGAGAUAAAAAUCCUUCGGGCCACAACCCCAGGAGCCCGGCGGGGGCAGGGCUAGCAGGGGCGGGGGCGGGGCCGCGGCAGACUCCUCCUACCGAGCCUCCCAGGCGCUCGGCGUUUGCAUAAACAAGGUGAGAGCUGGAGAGGCGGCUCUCGGGGUGCGCUGGGGGGGUGGGGAGGGGAAGCAGAUUACAGGCAGGCGUGGGGUUAUAGGUGCGAAAUAGGUACUUCCCUUACGAUCAGAGCAAGAGGCAUCCGGCACCAUGAAAACCCUCUUCCCCUCUCUCCUCGCCCCAGAGCCAAAAUUCUGGGGCUAGGCUGGGGCGCGAACAGCACAGAGACGCAGAGCGCCCCCUUCAGCUGCGCACAGAACGAAAGGACUGUUUUUUUGUUUUUUUUUUUUAAGUGAGUAUACUUGGGCGACGCUUAGGGCGCCCCCCGCAGUGCGCGCAGGGAAGUGCGCGGAGACUGCGGAGGCAGAGCUGCAUGCGGGGUGCUGGCGGAGGUGGGCGAGAAGCAAAAGAAGGAAGAUGUGGGAGCGCAGGGUUUGGGGCUAGGGUGGGAAGAAAGGGCGAAUGGGGACCAUUCUAGACUGGAGGACUAACUAAAA